AAAGGUGGUGACUAUCGCCAAGUCGAAGAAGUUUCGGGAUCAUCACAGGAAGGUUCUGCUGGAGGGGCACAGGCUGAUCAAGGACGCCCUGGAGGCAGGAGCUGUGCUGCAGACUCUCUUCUUCAGCACGGUGGGGCAGCUGAAGGAGCUGCCCGAGGCAGAGCUAAAAGGAGCCAACUUAGUUAAGGUGAAAUUUGAAGACAUUAAGAGCUGGUCUGAUGUUAUAACUCCUCAGGGGCUUAUAGGGAUCUUUUCCAAGCCUGACCAUGCCAAGAUGUCUUACCCUGCUGCUCAGCUAACCAGCUCUUUGCCACUGCUCCUCAUCUGCGACAAUAUCCGAGAUCCAGGAAACCUGGGAACUAUUCUCAGAUCUGCAGCAGGAGCAGGCUGUGAGAAAGUGCUGCUCACCAAAGGCUGUGUGGAUCCGUGGGAGCCAAAGGUGCUUCGUGCCGGCAUGGGAGCUCACUUCCGUCUGCCCAUCAUUGCCAACCUGGACUGGGAAUCUGUUCCCAGCAACCUGCCUGCCGGCGUCCAGGUCUGCGUGGCCGACAACAGAGACCCAGGCACUCAGGCUGAGACCGUGUCCGUGCCGAGGGAAGCUGGCGGGGUUGGCUCUGCUCCUGGCAACCCAAAAGCUCCUGUGAAAUCCAAACCUGAGGCUGCUCCUGAGCAUGAGGAUGAGGAGGGAGUGGCGGGAGUCUGCAUCCCAGAGCUGGCUGCGCAGUAUUACUAUGAGAGCUGGACACGGACUCCAGUGGCAGUGGUGAUCGGCGGAGAGACCCACGGUCUGAGUCCAGAUGCGCUUCACCUCGCAGCCAGCACUGGGGGGAAGAGACUGGUCAUUCCCGUGGUGCCAGGUGUGGACAGCUUGAACUCCGCUAUCGCUGCUGGCAUCGUGCUGUUUGAGGGGAAGAGACAGUUGCUGCAGAGGCACAAGCAGGAAGACGAAAGGCUGAAGUUCCCUGUAGUGGGUUAA
Tauraco erythrolophus (red-crested turaco) is the source of this 976-nucleotide messenger RNA. The record is from RefSeq and is a predicted model, not a curated record. NCBI's taxonomy places the organism in Eukaryota, Metazoa, Chordata, Aves, Musophagiformes, Musophagidae.